This is a messenger RNA of Cucumis sativus (cucumber), 2455 nucleotides long. RefSeq lists its product as uncharacterized. The record is from RefSeq and is a predicted model, not a curated record. Bases 467 to 1696 code for a protein of 409 amino acids. NCBI's taxonomy places the organism in Eukaryota, Viridiplantae, Streptophyta, Magnoliopsida, Cucurbitales, Cucurbitaceae. The transcript has 6 exons.
UUCCUUGAAAAAACCGGCGUACUGUUCUUCUCCUCCAUCUCUCUCCAUUUUUCUCUUCUUCAAAUCGCUUCCUUUUUCUCUUCCCUUACCUCUCUCUCUCUCUCUCUCGACGCCAUUGAAACUUUCCUUCUCUGUAUUAGAUCCAAUUCAUCUUCUCCCAUUCCCUUCACCCAUUUCUUCCUUUUCAACGACCCACACAGGGCACCGCUCUGUUUUUCCUCUCUCACAUUCUGCCACCACCCCCGAUUGUUUGUCUAAUUCUAUUUCGCAAUCAAUCGGUCUCUCUUCUUCUUCUUCUUCGGGAUUUUCAUUUUAAUCCCAUUACUCUCAACCAACGGAUUCUUGCUUUUCCCAUUUUUCGUUGACUUUUAUUGAGGAUUGAUUAGCCGAUUCCCAUUUUCCAGACCCUUUUUUUUCUCUUUUCUUUUUUCUUUUUCUCGUUUGGUUUUGGAAAAAAAAAAUUAUAAUGUUAGGUGCAGGAUUGCAGUUCGGUCGUGGUGACGAUAGGUUUUAUAAUCCGACGAAAGCUCGUAGGGUGCAUCAGGGCCGUCAAAAGGAUCAGCUCCGGAGAGCUCAGAGCGAUGUUUCGGCUGGUCAAUCCCUUGUCGUUAAACAGAGCGCGGUGUCCUCGGUUAUUAGGGAAUCCGAAUGCGGCGAUGGGUGUGAAGAGCUCCCUAAAUCUAUUGCGACGUCGGGUUUUGAGCCGGUGGUGUCAUCGCUGAGUAAUCUCGAGCGGUUCUUGCAGUCUAUCGCACCAUCUGUUCCUGCACAGUAUCUCGCAAAGACAACGAUGAAGGGUUGGAGAACCUGUGAUAUGGAAUUUCAACCAUACUUUGUCCUAGGUGAUUUGUGGGAGUCUUUUAAGGAAUGGAGUGCUUAUGGCGCAGGUGUGCCUCUUGUAUUAAACGACAGUGACAGCGUUGUCCAAUAUUAUGUACCAUAUUUAUCUGGUAUACAGAUAUAUGGUGAAUCCUUGAAGUCCUCUGCAAAGUCGAGGCAACCUGGUGAGGACAGUGAUAGUGACUUCAGAGAUUCUAGUAGUGAUGGUAGUAGUGAUUCAGAACCUGAACGAGCACUAAAAUACAUGGGGAAGCAACUCAAUCAUCAUCGUUUAUCAUCUGAGCUUUCUCGUAGAAUGGAUAAUAUGUCUUUUCGGGACCAGCUAAUUGGACUUCAAGAAGACUGUUCUAGUGAUGAGGCCGAAUCUCUUAAUUCUAGAGGGCAGCUACUGUUCGAGCAUCUUGAACGUGAUUUGCCUUAUAGUCGUGAACCUUUGGCAGAUAAGAUAUCAGAUCUUGCUUUUCAGUUCCCUGAGCUCAAGACAUUACGGAGUUGUGAUCUAUUGCCUUCCAGCUGGUUUUCUGUGGCAUGGUAUCCAAUUUACAGGAUUCCAACUGGACCAACAUUAAAGGAUCUGGAUGCCUGCUUCCUCACAUUUCACUAUUUGUCUUCGCCAAUUGGAGGAGCACGUAGUGUUCAAUGUCCUGUAGUAACGUAUCCUAGUGAGAUAGAUGGUGUCCCUAAGAUGUCUCUACCAGUUUUUGGUCUAGCUUCAUACAAGUUCAGAGGGUCUUUAUGGACUCCAAAUGGUGGAUACGAGUGGCAAUUGGCAAAUUCACUUUUGCAGGAUGCUGAGGAUUGGUUAAGAGAACGUCAAGUAAAUCACCCUGACUUCAUCUUCUUCAGCAGAAGGUGAAAUCCUUGCAACAUCUUCAAUGCCUAAACCUAAAGCUGGUAACAAUAUCAUCGUUCAGUAUGAUGUCGUAAUUUGCUCUUCGUGGCGCUGUUCAACUUUCAGAAAAUGGAAAGGAAAAAGGAAAAGAACAAAAAAAGAAAAAAAGAAAAAGAAAAAAAAAAAGGAAAAAGAAGGAAAAGAAAAGUUUGUGAUGGGAUGGUGGUGAGGUUGGUGGAUGGCGACUUGAUAAAAAAAAAAACAAAGGUCAAAAGGGGAAAAGGCCAUAAAGAAAAAGGUGAAAUACAGUUGGGUGAAGAUGUAGAAGUUUUAGCAAAAACAUUGCCCAAAGUUGGUUCUACUUGCUGCUGCUGCUUGAGCUGCAUAAUAGGUUUUAUCCUUUCUUUUUUUCUCUUUAAUUACUGAAAGUUAUUUUUUUUUUCUAUAAGUUAUUAACAUUAGGUGAAAUGAAAGGAAAGAAAAAGAAAAAGAAAAAACCCCAAAAGAAAGAAAAACAGGCCCUUUUUACUGUCCUGAUGAUGUUUAGAAUGUAAACUAAUGGAGAGGGGAUUUUUGAUAGGAAAGGUUAUGUUAGGAGUAAGCUAUGGAUCCCCCCCCAAUGUAUUUGAAUGUUUGUUUAUGCUUCUUAGUUGCUAUUGAUGAAAACUGUAUAAUCUUUUAUGAAGAGCUUUGUUAUUAAUGAACCAUUAUUCAAGCUCUCUAUCAUUGUGUUCCCUCUUUGUUUGAAUAGGGAAGCCUAAAUCUUUAUGCAGCUUUCAUUGA